Lolium rigidum is the source of this 1026-nucleotide messenger RNA. RefSeq names its product putative F-box protein PP2-B12. The transcript has 4 exons. Gene Ontology annotation, molecular function: protein binding. The record is from RefSeq and is a predicted model, not a curated record. Lineage: Eukaryota; Viridiplantae; Streptophyta; Magnoliopsida; Poales; Poaceae. The coding region runs from base 1 to 819 and encodes 272 amino acids.
AUGGAGGCCGAGGCCUGCGAGAUCGCGCGCCUGCCGGAGGAGCUCCUCUCGGCGGCGCUGUCCCGCACCUCCACGCGCGACGCCUGCCGCGCCGCCGCGGUCUCCCCGGCCUUCCGCGACGCGGCCGACUCCGACGCCGUCUGGGCCUGCUUCCUGCCCCGCGACCUCCCGCCGCUCGCCGACGGGGAAGUACUGCACCCCGCGGCGCCGCAGCCGCCCAGCAAGAAGGACCUCUUCCUCCGCCUCUCCGGCAGCCCCCUCCUCCUCCCGGACAAACUCGUGAGUAUGUGGCUGGACAGGGAGACCGGGGCAAAGUGCUACAUGCUGUCCGCGAGGGACCUCUCCAUCAUAUGGGGCGACACGCCGCAGUACUGGAGCUGGAUCCCUCUCCCAGACUCCAGGUUCUCUGAAUGUGCUCAACUCUUGCACGUUUGCUGGUUCGACAUCAGUGGGAAGAUACCUUGCAAGAUGCUGACGCGGGACACUGUCUACGCCGCUUACAUAGUGUUCAAGGUGAACGAAAAUUCCCUCGGGCUGGAUUAUCCUGUCCAGGAGGCAUCCGUCAGCGUCGGGGCAACUAACUUAACCCGCAAGGUUUGCCUCGAACACAAUGAUGAGGCUGAGGUUCGUCAUGGCGAGAACGUAGGGCGCCCUCAGAAAAGAGCCGACGGCUGGAUGGAGCUGGAGCUGGGGGAGUUCUUCAACGAGGGGGGUGAAGACGGCGAGGUGUCCUUCAGCCUGAUGGAGACGAAAGGCGGGAACUGGAAGAGUGGCCUCAUCGUGCAGGGCAUCGAGAUCAGGCGCAAGAAAUCAGGCUGAUGUGCUUCUGGACGGCGGACAUCCCCGGUGAAGUAGAUAAAUAAGGGAAUCAUGCUUGGAAAUGUAGUGUUUCGAAACGCUUGCAUUUUGCUGCAAAUGCUGUGUGGAACUACAAGCGUGUUGCUUCGUUCUUGGUGGAAAUUUUUUGUGCUACCUAGAUGUGUACUGCUUGGUGAGCGACAACAUUUGGUUUGGAAAGUGUAAUUA